Molecule: messenger RNA, 1059 nt
Organism: Hermetia illucens (black soldier fly)
Lineage: Eukaryota; Metazoa; Arthropoda; Insecta; Diptera; Stratiomyidae
Product: lipopolysaccharide-induced tumor necrosis factor-alpha factor homolog
Exons: 3
Coding region: 297-698 (133 amino acids)
Molecular function (GO): zinc ion binding
Source: RefSeq, a predicted model, not a curated record
UUUUCCACACUCACUCCGGAGCGACCACACAAAGAUAAAAAUUUGUAAGAAAAUAACUUCAUCAGUGGGGGAAAAACUUUUUGGCUAUCAUUGUUUAUAUUUUAUCUUCUUCUGGCGUCACUGGAAAGUAUGAUAAGAAUUUUAUUUGCCUCAGUAACUUGGAGCUGAUAGCGUGGCCAAUGAACAGUUCAUAUUCGUUGAAUCCGUAGCCGAGAGCACAGUCGAAACCAGUUGUUUGUUAAUUAUAUCGUGAUUCGUGAUAAAAUUAGAUUUCAGAUAACAUCUAAUUAGUGAACAUGGACCAAAAGGAAGGAUACCAGUAUCAACAACCUCCACCAUCUUAUGAAUCUUCGACCGGAAACUACCAGCAACAGGCCUACACACCUGGACCACCACCAGUUGUUCCUCCCCAGCCAGCCCCAACAACAACGCAUCACGUAACAUAUCACAUGCAACCAACGGUAGUCAUCACCCCUGUCGGACCGCAUCCCGUAUACGUCACGUGCCCCUCAUGCCGCCAGUACACCCUCACACGAAUGGAAUAUGAGCCAAGCUCAAAAACGCAUUUAAUGGCUGCUCUGCUGUGCCUGGUCGGAUGCUUCAUCUGCGCAUGCUUACCGUAUUGCAUGGAUAGUUGCAUGAAUGGCAAUCAUUACUGCUCCAACUGCGGUGCUUUUAUUGGCACCUACAGUAAUUAGCAUAAAUCAAUAGAUACACGUCAUUUCGCAUUCUCAACCACCCAACCGGAACCAGAUAUAUUUAUUUAGUUGAUAGUGUAUGAUAGUCGCACCUGUGUGAAUUAUGGCGGAAUGAAAACACCGUGAAGAUGUAGAGAAAAUUCACGAAAUUUAACAAUUUUCAAAACUCCUUGUUUUCAGAUAUUUACGACGCAAUUAAGAUUAAGAUAAGAAUAUCUUACUUUUUACAAGGCAAACCUAGAGAUAAAAUGUUAUAAAGAAAUUAUUACAAAUAUUGUAAAUUUUAUGCUAAGCUUUCAUAAAUAUUAUGAAUAUUAUGAAAAUGUGAUUUUUAAGAAUUAUAACUGAAUAAGACUCCUAA